UUGCGUGUCAGAAUCAGAAGCUUGUUCUGGGUCAGUGAUUGGUCAACAGCUGUUCUGAGACACACAUCACAGAGAGGGAGCUCAAGUCAUUCAUCUGUCAACCAAUCACAGCCACAGGUGCACCACGGCCAAUUAAACGUGGGGAGAGAGAAAGAGAGACAGAAAGCAUGAGAAAGAGUGAAAAAGAACAGGUGUAAAGAGAGCCUGUGAGAGAUAGAAGAAAAGGUACACAUAAAUAGACCAAGAAAGGAGUCACAAAGUAAGAAGGAAGAGAGAGAGAGGUGAGAAAGAGAGAGCGAGUAACUGAAAGAGAAGCAGAGAGCAUGUGGCGCACAGACAGAAGAGCAGAGAGGGAAUGAGAGCGCUCUCACCCCGUCUCCGCAGACAGCAGCUAAUGAACUAAGAGAGCGAGAGACGGCAGGUAUAAAACUAGCGAUCCACUACCUGAGGAACUUUCUGACACAUAAGAGACUGUCAGAAAAUAUCAUUGGGCUGCACACAGAAAAAAAAAAAAGCUCAGUUGGAAGACGUGCUUCUCUCUCUCAAGGAGAAUAACGUAAAAGCUGAGACAAUGGGAGACAGAUAGGGACACUCUUUUGACCUCUGCGCUGACACCUUUGGGACGGAAGAGCGCGUUUAAUGGAUUUCAGACAAUUUCCUGUGACAGUUUUCUGUCAAUAUUGAGUUUCAGGGAUGUCCUGCGUGGGAUGACAUUUACAAGCAGAACGCAAGCUCUAUCAGAUCGCAUGAACGAAGUGUUAACUCUUUCAACAUGGCGGCUGUGUACCUUGACGGAGAGAGUCAACUUUAUCCCAUACACUUCCAGAAUGUGAUUAAAACACUUUCAGACACCAGACAUGUCGACAUGCUCUACAAUCCCCAACAAACCUGUCUAUUCAUGACAGUUUCAAGAUGUUAAAUCCGGGUUGGCAGCUGAACUUUGGGGCAUCAUGGUCAAUGUGACGCCCAGUAUAGACCCAGCAGCGGCCCACGAGAGGUACAACUACCUCGCGUUGAUAUGCGGCGUGCCUCUCAUCCUCAUUAUCAUCUUGGGGAACAUCCUAGUGUGCCUCAGUGUGUUGACUGAACGCUCCCUCAAAACCGCAACUAACUACUUCAUCGUCAGUCUGGCCGUGGCCGACCUCCUGCUGGCCGUGCUGGUCCUCCCGCUCUACGUCUACUCUGAGUUCCUGGGAGGCAUGUGGACCCUGAGUAUGUACAUCUGUGAUGCCCUAAUGACUAUGGACGUGAUGCUCUGCACUGCUUCCAUUUUGAAUCUAUGUGCAAUUAGUGUGGACAGGUACAUUGCAGUGGUGGUCCCUCUGAAGUACAACAGGAACCAGUUUAGUGUUCGUCAGUUGGUCUUGAUCACAGCCACCUGGGUGCUUUCCCUGGGCGUAGCCAGUCCUGUCAUAUUCGGCUUGAACCAAGUGCCCAACAGGAACCCUCACGUGUGUAAGCUGGAGGACAACCAGUUUGUAGUCUACUCCUCCAUCUGCUCCUUCUUCGUCCCCUGCCCUGUCAUGCUCCUCUUGUACUACUGGAUGUUCAGGGGACUAAAGCGAUGGAGCUCUGGUCGUAGCCGCUCGCACCUCCGCCGGCCACCCAGAGGGCGUAGGAGCCUGUCUUUGCGUCUAGGAGCAGCUCUACAGAAGGAGAAAGGACGGGCGAGGGAGAAGGUGGUGUACCUUAUGCCUGCAGGUCUUAGCCCGACUUCUCUCACCCCUACCCCGACUACUCCUGUCUCCUCAGCCAGUCCGGUUACCAUUACCAUGGACGAGCAGGCAGAAGGUCAGAUGCCGGCAGCAGAGAGUGACCCUAUGACCACCCAGAUGGACAGUGUUUCGGAUGCAGAGAACCCUGAGAGGGCCACAGAGGAUGAGAGCGGCCGGGAGAACGGUGUGGGGAAGAACCAUCGGUCUCAUGCGGGACGCCGCCACAACAAGAGCAACAGGGUGAGCGGACGGGAGCGGAAGGCAAUGAAGGUGCUGCCUGUGGUUGUGGGAGUUUUUCUGGCCUGCUGGACUCCUUUCUUCGUGGUUCAUGUGACUAAGGCGCUGUGUGAGUCAUGUGACAUCGGGCCAACUCUGAUCAGCGUGGUCACAUGGCUUGGUUACGUGAACAGUGCCGUCAACCCCAUCAUCUACACUGCCUUCAACGUGGAGUUCAGGAAUGUCUUUCACAAACUGCUCUGCUGUCGCUCCUGAGACCAAUGAUAUUAUAAGUGAUAAUAAUUAAAUCACUCAAACAAUAAUGAUUAAAAAACACCAGGAUGAUCUGAGCACACAAUGGUCUCCAUUGAGAAAUUGAACAUUACAGUGGAUUACUGAAAGGAACGAAUGGACAUAGACUGUAAUGUAUUAUUGGAAUGUACCUGGAAUGUACCAUUGAGGAAAACUUCUGAUGCCUUAGUUAACCGAACUUGUAAAAUGAUUGCUUGAAUACUACAGUAGAUAACAGAAUACUGUUGAUUUCAUAGCCCAGAGGCAUAAAAUAUGUGAAAACGUCCACAUUGAAGAUAACAGUCGUCUGUGUUUAAGUGAUUGCUAUCAGUGUUUAUUUAAUUAUUUUUUAAAUGGAUUUUCUUAUCCUUUUUUUCUAAGGUGUUGAUGGUUUAAAUAUAUAUGCAGAGUGGACAGGCAGCUUUUUUCAUGGUUUAAGAGAAAGUUCGAGCUGUGUUUGGAAUGACAUACUAGCAUGCUGCAUACUGAGCAGUAUAUUGCCUAAUAUUUAUAAAAAAUGUAUGCAUUAUGGAACGGUAAACUUUUUUAUUUAAAAAAAAGUUGCAUUCUACAUUGUUGACCUUGACACAUAGUUUACUACAUGUAUGAUUCAGUUAUCAUCACUUAUGGUUAUUGUGCACAUUUAUUUCAAGUAUGUGUAAAUGUAAGCACACAGAGAAUUUGCAUACUGCAUACGGUAUGCAUAUUGUAUAAUAGAAUAGUAGUACAGUACUAUAUUACAUAAUGGAAAUAUGCUGUCUACUAGAAGUAUGGAAGUAUGCUUAUGCUAUUCUGAACGCAGACAUUCAUUUUUAAAGGUGCACAUGUUGAGACAAAUUUUUAAGCCCUGUAAAACCAUGCAAACACAGCCAGGGUAAAAGUGGCCUGUUAAUCAGAAAUCUUAUUUUCUUGCCUACAUCACCUUUAAACUCUGUUAGUUAGAACAAAUUAUGUUAAGAAGUUAAUCCUGUGGCUUCAUACAAAGAGGAAAUCGUGCCAGUCAUUGGGGGUGUAUAUACAGUUGCCAAAAUCAGUGGAUUCCUUUCUCUGCCUUAGUGCACACAGUCUGCCAAUUUAGUUUUGUUGCAAGUGUGAUUCACAAAAUGUGUACAUGUGCUCAGCAGUGGCUGAUAAUAAAACUGCAUAAUAGCAUGGGGGGAUUGUGGGUAUUAUCUGGGGUGGAUUAUAGUAAUUGUGCUUCUAAGAAUCAGUGUUGUAAAGAGUCUCGUGAAAUGAGUAUUGCUGUUCUUGUACAGGAUCAUCAGUGCAUCUGUCACAUUAUAGAGAUGUAUGUGCUUUCCUGCUUAAAUUGUACAAAUACUAUAUAUAUAUAUAUAUAUAUAUAUAUAUAUGCAGUGUGCUCCGUAAGUCUAAGGCUACAGUGACAAUCUGGUAUUCAAAAUCAAAUUUAAAAUCAAAUUUAAACAUGACAAAGGUUUAUGAUUUUCAGAUUUGUGAAAUUCAUCACAUUUUUUCCUCUACUGUGGUAUUAUAGUUUGUAAUUUGAAAAAUGAGGUUCAUAUGAGGUCUCAGACUUUUGGAUCCCAUAUAUAUAUAUAUAUAUAUAUAUAUAUAAAAUAUAAAGAUUUUCUUUUUAAUUAAUACUUUUAUUGAGCAAGGAAACAUUAAAUUGAUCAAAAGUGACAGUAAAGUCAUUUAUAAAGUUACAAAAUAAUUCUAUUUCGAAUAAAUGCUGUUCUUUUGAACUGUAUAUUCAUCAAAGAAUCCUGGAAAAAAAUAAGCAGAAUAACUGUUUUGAACAUUGCUAAUCAGCAUAUUAGAAUGAUUUCUGAAGGAUCAUGUGACACUAAAGACUGGAGUAAUGAUGCUGACAAUUUAGCUUUGCUAUCACAGGAAUAAAUUACAUUUUACAAUUUGCUAUCAUAUAAAACACUUUUUAAAAUUGCAACAAUAUUUCAAAACAAUGUUUUUACUUUUUGAUAAUUUUUAUCGAAUAAAUGCAGCCUUUUAGAGCAUAAGAGACUUUCAAAAAUCAUACCAACCCCAAAAUUUUAAUCAUUCAAAGUUCUUCAUAAUAAAUGUGAAUUUAUUAUGAAGGCAGGAUUUUAAAUUGCAACCACAGACCAAGUGAGAAAUGUA
Ctenopharyngodon idella (grass carp) is the source of this 4322-nucleotide messenger RNA. It is a transcript of the gene drd4-rs, whose product is annotated as dopamine receptor D4 related sequence. The transcript has 7 exons. NCBI's taxonomy places the organism in Eukaryota, Metazoa, Chordata, Actinopteri, Cypriniformes, Xenocyprididae. The coding region runs from base 951 to 2207 and encodes 418 amino acids. Gene Ontology annotation, cellular component: plasma membrane. Gene Ontology annotation, biological process: adenylate cyclase-activating adrenergic receptor signaling pathway; adenylate cyclase-inhibiting dopamine receptor signaling pathway. The record is from RefSeq and is a predicted model, not a curated record. Gene Ontology annotation, molecular function: dopamine neurotransmitter receptor activity, coupled via Gi/Go; G protein-coupled receptor activity.